Zygosaccharomyces rouxii is the source of this 4365-nucleotide messenger RNA. It is a transcript of the gene NET1, whose product is annotated as Net1p. Bases 1 to 4365 code for a protein of 1454 amino acids. Gene Ontology annotation, molecular function: rDNA binding; phosphatase activator activity. The transcript has a single exon. Gene Ontology annotation, cellular component: nucleolus. The record is from RefSeq and is a predicted model, not a curated record. Gene Ontology annotation, biological process: negative regulation of septation initiation signaling; rDNA heterochromatin formation. Lineage: Eukaryota; Fungi; Ascomycota; Saccharomycetes; Saccharomycetales; Saccharomycetaceae.
AUGUUUAAACUACAAGUGGUAUUAGUUCCACCCAGUGCUCAAAAUGCACUUCUUCCAUACGGGUUGGCGUCCAGUACAGCAGAAUCCUCUCAACUGUUUGGUGUCAAUCCAUUGACCAAUUCAAGAAAUCCAGAUUCAACUCUACCCUAUGCUCCCAGCGGUAAUGCAUCGAAUGUGGUUCCUCAUCAUUUUACAACUAGGACGAGGAAAUUUCUUCAUUUUACCAAAAGUGCGAAUUCUUUGUUGGAAUUAUCAACAGAAAUUGUUGAAAAAUGCAAUAAGAUGUACCCCUAUGUGGAUGAGAUUGAAAUCCUUAGCUUACAAGAUAGUCAAGGUUGUGAUUUAGAUCCUGAUUUUUUGGUUAAAGAUGUUUUCACAAUGGACAACGUCGUACGAGCCAUUGUCAGGAAUGAAUUAGAAAUUGAGGAUUCUUCGCCAGUUUCUUCAUAUAGAGCCGCCAAGAGGAAAAGACUUAAUAAUGGUUCUGUACAAAAUUCUAUUCCUAAUGGUGUUUUGAACAUUACAAAGAAGAGACCUGCAGCUUUUGCAAUGAGAAAUCCGUCAACAGCAAACAAUGGUAAUAUUAUUAGCAGCAAUAACAAUAAUAUUAACAGUGUCAGCAAUAACAUGCGUGUCUCGACACCAUUAGCACAUCAAAUCUAUCCACCACCUUCAGAUGGUGCUCAAGUUCGGAUGGAUUCAAAUAAUUCAGAAGAUGAAGAUGAAGAACAAGGUGAACGUUCCUUUUUACCACCGCCUGCACAACCACAGUCACCACCAAUUAGGGUUAGUUCGGGUAUAGAUCAAACCAAAAAGAUUAAAUCGAUGAUAGAAGACGAUACAGUUUCCAGAUCAGAAACUGUGGAUCCUGAUAAAUUGAGGCAACAGAGGUUACUUUCGGGCACUCCAGUCAGACCAACAAUGACUCCUAAUAGAGUGACAUUAACGGGCCAAAGAGUCGUUUCGGAAAACCAACCUGCACACCUGAAUAACGCCCAUUCCGAUAGAAAACCAUCAUUUUCAACAACAAGGAUUACAUCGGGUCGUCUGAGUAUCCCAGAACCAAAGAUUUCAGAAAUUGAAAAGGAAUUAAAAGAGGGACCUUCUAGCCCAUCUUCGGUACUACCGCCCAAACCGGAUCGUAUCCCAAUGAAAAGACCUUUGCAAGAAACUGAAGUUCAACGAACCGAAGAAGAGGAUGAAGAGGAGGAAGAAUCAGACGAAUCCGAGAAAAAGGUAAGGCAAUUCAUCCAAAGGCAAACCUCUAUUGCCGAUAAUAAUGGUUCCCCAACAAAAAAUAGCCCUUUAUCUGAAGAAAAUGUACAUUUGGCAGAACUACCACAGACCAGACCAUCUUCAGCGCAGCCACAAUUUCAGAGGAAAACUUCCCUAGAGGCUAAAGUGGAGCAUAAAUCUGCUAGCGGUGGAAAUUUAAUGGAUGAAGAAAGAUUAAGAAUUGAUAAUUUUAGCGAAGAUGAAGCUGAAGGUGUGCAAGAAAAAGAACAUGACAGGCAAUUGGAAGGUCAACUUGGUAGGGGAACGAGUCAAUCAAAAUUUAACGAUGCCAAUUUUGCUUCAUCAGCUGCUGCCAGAGAUGCUGAUGCUGACGACUCUGAUAACGAAACCGCCAACGACACAGUGGUGGUUAGGGAUACUGGUAGCAAGUCAUCUGGAAAUCAUAGUAUUAAUAGAGAAGAAUUAUUAAAGUUUAUGGAAGGUGAUUAUUCACCUACUUGGAAUAAACAAUCAUCGAAAAGAAAGCCUUAUACAACUGUCUUGCAUAAGGAUAUCGAUAAUUCUAAGCCAGAUCCAAGGAAUAUUUUGCCCGAGAAAAUGACAAGGAAUGCCGCUAAAAGAGCGGCCCAAUUACUUGCAGGCCGCGAGGAUGAAAGUUCCGAAUCAGAAUCAGAGCAAGAGAUCGAAGAAUCUUCGUCUGAUGAUGGCAGUAGUGGAAUCGAAGUCGACGCUUCAGCGGAUGAUAGUGACGAUAGAGUCGCAGUUGCUGAAAAUAACUCGGUAAAGACGUUGAACAUUCAUCCUUUGAAAGAAAUGGUGGUAAAAACAGAUGAAAAAAAUGAUCAACAUAAUGAUUCAGAGCAUUCCGAAGGAACUUCCUUCGGUUCUUCCUCGGAUCAUGAACAGAACGAUCUACCCGCUAAAAAUGAUGAACUUCAGGCUCCUAAGAUAGUGGUCCAUGAUUCGAAUUUACAAAAGCCUGAUUCAAAAACUCCUCAAUCCACCUUCACCUCUAAAGAGCCAUCAACUCAACAGCAAGAGAAAUUUUCCUCUUCAACAUCUUCGUUCCCAAGCGCUACUUUGAGUCGAUUUAGAACGCAAUUGUUGAACUCAGACAAGAAAUUGCCUAAAUCUUCACCUUCUUCCCUUCCUGCAAAUAAUUCCAAUGGAGAACAUCAAUGGAAGUUCGCUUCAUCGCCGACAGUUAGUUCAUCAGGACGUGAAGCUACUGAUCCUAGAAAUAUUGAAAGGCCUAAGAGUGCUAGUGCUGAGGACUCUAAAAGAUUGAAGGAAACUUUGAAGCAAGCAGAUUUGGAGGCAAAACAAAAAGCUUUUAAUGAAUCCAAGAGGUUUAAAGAAGAAGCUGAAGCCAAAAAGAAACAACAGGACGAAGAGAAGUUAAGGGUGAAGCAACAAGAGGCAGAAGUACAGAAGAAGAAGCAACAAGAAGAGUUGGAAAGGUUGAAACAACAACAAUUUAAAAAUCAGCAAGAAGAAUUGGAAAGGAAAAAGAGAGAAUUCCAUGAGAAGAAAAAGCAAGAAGAACUUGAACGUCAAAGGAGAGAAGAGGAGAAUAGGAAGAGAGAGGAAGAAAAUAGAAGGAAGGAAGCUGAAGCUGAGAAGAAAAGGAUAGAAGCCUUGGAGAAACAGAGGCAGGAAAAGCUUAAAUUAAAGCAACAGGAGGAACUCGACAAAAAGAAGCAGGAAGAAGAGGAGAAGAGGAGGAAAGAGGAAUCAGAAAAGAAGAGGCAGCAGGAGCUAGAAAAGAAGAGAAAGGAGGAACUCGAUAGAAAGAAGCAACAGGAAGAAAUGGAGAGGAAGAAGCAACAAGAAGAGGUCGAGAAAAGGAAAAGACAAGAAGAACUUGAGAAGAAAAAACAGGAAGAGGAACUAGAGAGAAGAAGACAACAAGAAGAGCUUGAGAAGAAGAAGCAAGCUGAAGUGAAGAAGAAGCAAGAAGAACUCGAGAAGAAGAGACAGGAAGAGGAACUACAGGGGAAAAGACAACAAGAAGAGCUUGAAAAGAAGAGACAGUUAGAGGAGUUAAAUAGAAAGAAAAAGCAAGAAGAGCUCGAGAAGAAGAGGAAAGAGAAAGAGGAUCAGGAACGAAAGAGGCGAGAAGAAGUUGAAAAGAAGAAACAAGAAGAUCUUGAGAAGAAAAGACAAGCUGAAGUGAAGAAGAAACAAGAAGAUCUUGAGAAGAAAAAACAAGCUGAAGUAAAGAAGAAGCAAGAAGAAGAAUUGCAACGGAAGAAGCAGGCUGAACUGGAUAAGAAAAAACAACAAGAUGCAAAGAAGAAGGCUAAGUCUGCUGCUGCUAAAUCGACUAUUUCAAAACCUGCGACUGCUAAAUCACCCGCUGUUACCAACGGCAGUGAUAAGUUAAAGGAGUUAAAAGCCAGAUUUACCAGUCCUAAAGCGUACGUUCCAACACCUGCUAAGAGCAGUCAACAGAAUAAUAAGGGCAGUGAUAACGAAGAAUCUGAGUCUUCAGAUGAUGAAAGUUCUACCGAAUAUUCUAGUUCCUCAUCUGAAGAUGAAGAUGAGUCCAGUUCUAAGAAAUCUCGUCGAAUGGUUGUCAAUACUCCAAAAGGAUCCGUUACGAGCGGCAAACAAAAAAGUUCUCCUAAGAAAGUGCCUGCUGAAGAUGAUAUAGAAGCGGCACCUCAAUCUACUCAACGUAGCAAUGUCUCAAGUCAACGUUCUCAAAGUGAAACUCCUAUUUCACGAUUUUUUCAUUCUCCAGGGAGAGGUCAAUCUCAAUCAGAACCUAAGGAAAAUUCAAGUAUUUUGGAUGGAUUACCGAAAAAAGUUCGUCCAUCCUUAAGCUCUCUGUCGGACUUAGCUUCAAGAGGUGUUCCUGAAGUAAGGGAGAAAGCCACUUCUUUGUCACCUGCCCCACAUGUUACCAGGGCUUCAGCCAAGAUUGAUAGUGAUUCUGAGGAAGAUGACUCUGAUGAAAAUGAUGGCUCAGACACAGAAUCGGAGGAUUCUGAUUCUGAUAGUGAUGAUUCUGAUUCUGGUAACAGUGGUUUCAUCAGUGCUAAAACCGCAGGUUCCGCGUUGGGUAAAAAGAAGAAAGGUGGUGGUGGAUUUGCUUCCUUAUUAAGAGAUUCACAAAGAAGAUAG